AUGGCUAAUGGGUGCAAAAAUUUGCCUGAAGAAUGUUGGGAACUAAUAUUCAAUCGUCUCCAUCACCAAUCUGACUUGGAAUCAUUUUCUUUGGUAUGCAAACAGUUUCUUUCUCUCACAAAUCGUCUACGUGUCCAUUUAUCUGUAAUUGACUCAACUUUGCUCAUCCAUGGUACCAUAUCUAAACUCAUUCACAGAUUUUUGAAUCUUAAUUCUAUUGAUCUUAGUAAUUUCAAAGGUGAUCUUGAUCCUGUUCUUAUUGAUCUUGCCAAUUCUGUGUCCUAUACAUCCAAUCUUGAACAACUUGAUAUCUCGGGUCACAAGAAAUUACCCGUUAAGGGGUUGAAGGAAUUGGGGUUAAAAUUAAAGGGUUUGAGGGUUUUGAAAUGUAGUAAUCUCAUUGUUUUACGUGACACUGAUUUGUAUGUUAUAGCUGAGUUGUUUCCGUUUUUGGAAGAGCUUGAUAUUAGCUAUCCAGGUAUGGAUUUGGAUUCCGGUUCGAGAUAUAGUGCCCACGAUGUUAGCAAUUGGACUGUGACUGAUUCUGGGGUUGAGGUUUUAUCGGUGAAUUUGAGUAGUUUGCGUAAAAUCAAUGUUUCUGGGAAUCAUUUGAUUAGUGAUAGGUCCCUUGUUGCACUUUCUAUGAAUUGCUUGAAUUUAGAAGGCGUUGAGGUGGAGGAUUGCGCUUUGGUUACGCUAAAAGGGAUCCUUUCGUUACUGCGUACUUGUGCUGCUUUGAGAUGGAUUUCAAUGUCCGAGAUUCAUGUUGCUCGAUCAAGUUCUGAUUUUGAAUGUUUGGCUACUUCUAGCCGAUCUUUACAGACACUUGAGGUUUCCAACUCUUUUAUUACGGAUGAAUUCCUCUUCUUGGUGGCUAAGGCUUCUCUCCCGUUAUAUAGGCUUUCACUUAGUUGGUGUACGUAUUUCACAUUAUCUGGUAUAUCUUCGUUGUGCUGUGCGUAUCGGACGCUUAAGUGCUUAUCUCUGAUUGAAGUAGAUUUUUUGACUGAUGAGUCUAUGAAUGAUUUAUCCCAAUAUCUACAAUGCCUUGAUACCAUUGAUCUCAGCCGUUGUGUGAGAUUGACCAUCUUGACGUUCUUCACACUUGCAAGAAAUUGCCCUUCACUAGAAGAAGUUAACAUGGAAAAUACUAGUAUUGGGAUGAAGAAGGAUUGUUUUCCUAAUGGUGUGAAGAACCCGAGAAUAAGGGCUGUUAAUUUGGCAGAUAACUUGUCCCUGGAUGACGACGCUCUCACAAAAGUUGCUUCAAUGUGCCCCAACAUGGAGAUUCUUGAUGUGUCAUCGUGUACUAGUCUUACUGAGGCUGGUAUUGCUUCUGCUCUUGCGAUGUGCAGUCAGAUAAGGAAGUUGCAAUUUGAUGACUGUCCAUUGACUAUACGUAUCGGAAAAGGUGCAGAAUUGCCUAAUCUUGAGGCUAUUAGUGCAGCUGGUUCAGCAUUAAAUGAUGAAGGCCUGGCCAUGAUUGGGAGCAGAUGUUCUCGCCUGGUGAAAUUAAACUUGGAGAACUGUAAAGAAGUGACAGCAGAAGGCAUACAGGCAAUGGUGAAACAGUGUAGAUCAUUGAGAGAGAUAAACUUGAAAAAGUGUCCUCAAGUUAGUAUCAAUUCUCUAAGUAGUUUGGUGUUUUCGUCUCCAUCACUAAGGAGAGUUAUUCCACCCUGUUGCUCUGCUUUUAGUGAUGGCUUGAGGGGAUUUUACUUGCACCACGGAUGUCGAGUGUCCUCAGGCUAG
Lycium barbarum (goji berry) is the source of this 1752-nucleotide messenger RNA. RefSeq lists its product as uncharacterized. Bases 1 to 1752 code for a protein of 583 amino acids. Gene Ontology annotation, molecular function: protein binding. Lineage: Eukaryota; Viridiplantae; Streptophyta; Magnoliopsida; Solanales; Solanaceae. Gene Ontology annotation, biological process: SCF-dependent proteasomal ubiquitin-dependent protein catabolic process. The record is from RefSeq and is a predicted model, not a curated record. The transcript has a single exon. Gene Ontology annotation, cellular component: SCF ubiquitin ligase complex.